Molecule: messenger RNA, 2373 nt
Organism: Mesitornis unicolor (brown roatelo)
Lineage: Eukaryota; Metazoa; Chordata; Aves; Mesitornithiformes; Mesitornithidae
Gene: TMPRSS6
Product: transmembrane protease, serine 6
Exons: 17
Coding region: 1-2373 (790 amino acids)
Biological process (GO): proteolysis
Molecular function (GO): protein binding; serine-type endopeptidase activity
Source: RefSeq, a predicted model, not a curated record
AUGCCCCUGAUGGAGGCCAAGGAACAGGAGGAAGAUGCCAAUUCCCUCUCAAAGGACGGAUCAGAGACUAACUCACGCGACUGCCUCCGCUAUGUGCCCCUUGGGAUAGCCUUGCUUUUGUUGGCUGGAGCUGCUGCUGCAACCUGGUAUUUCCUAGACUACAGACCAUGGCACCUGGAACCAGCCGUUCUGCAGUUUUAUUCUGGCAGCCUCCAAGUCCUCAAUCGCCAAUAUUCCCCGGACCUUGGGCAGGUGGAGUCCAGAGCCUUCUGGUUGGAGUCAGCUAAGCUCCAGAAGAUGCUGAAGGAACUGAUUCAUGCCACAGAGCUGGGUCGAUACUACAACUCAAGCACAGUGUAUGCCUUCGGGGAGGGGGCUCUGACCUUCUUCUUCUGGUUUGCCCUCCAAAUCCCUGAGAGCCAACAGAAGGACAUGACUGCUGAGAGGGUAAACACAAUGCUCCACCAAGAGCUCUCCACCAGCUUCAACAGGUCGGGCAGCCUGUCCUACCAAACGGAGUAUAGGGUGAACCCAGACUCGCUGGUUCUGCUGGAGUCCAGUGUGAAAGACAUAGUAGUGCUGAAAUCCACUCUGGGUUGCUACAGGUACAGCUAUGUCCUGGAGGAUGACGUCCUAAGGCUGGAGGGUCCUGACUACCUGGCCUCCAGUUGUCUUUGGCACCUCCACAGCCUCAAGGGUUACAUGAUCAAGCUACGCCUGGAGUGGACUCUCACAGACUGCAGGGACCGCCUGGCUAUGUAUGACGCAGCUGGGCCCCUGGAGAAACACCUCAUCACCUCGAUCUAUGGUUGCAGCCGGCAGGAGCCUGUUGUGGAAGUCCUUUCAUCUGGUCCCGUCAUGUCCAUCGUGUGGAAGAAAGCCAUGUACAGCUACUAUGACCCCUUCAUCCUCUCAGGGCAAGCGGUGCCCCUCAAAGCCUGUGAAAUGAAUAUAACUCUGCUGGAACGCCCGGAGCUGCAAGGGAAGAUUGGCACCCCACACUACCCCAGUUACUACUCACCCAACACGCAGUGCACCUGGCACAUGACGGUCCCGUCCCUUGACUAUGGAGUCACCCUGUGGUUCGACGCCUACGCACUCAGCAGACAGAAGCAAGACCUGCCCUGUACCCAAGGCCAGUGGAUAAUCCAGAACAGGAGGUUGUGUGGCCUGCGGACCCUGCAAGCCUAUGCUGAGCGGAUCCCAGUCACAUCCUCAGCUGACAUCACCAUCACCUUCACCUCACAGAUCUCCUUAACCGGCCCCGGUGUACAAGCAGCUUAUAGCCUGUACAACCUAUCUGAUCCCUGCCCAGGGGAGUUCCUGUGUCUGGUGAAUGGCCUCUGCGUCCCAGCCUGUGACGGGAUCAAAGACUGCCCCAAUGGGCUGGAUGAGAGAAAUUGUGUGUGCCCUGCAAAGUUCCAGUGCCACGAGGACAGCACUUGCAUUGAGUUCAGCAAGGUCUGCAACCAGCAGCUGGACUGUGCCAACGGGAGCGAUGAGGAGCAGUGCAGUGAAGGGGUCCCCUGUGGUCCUUUCACCUAUCGCUGUGAAGAUGGGACCUGCAUGAAGAAACCCAACCCUCUAUGUGACACCACUGCAGACUGCAAGGACCUGUCUGACGAGAAGCACUGUGACUGUGGGCUGCAAGCCCCUCUCAGCCGAAUUGUGGGUGGUGCUAAUUCUGUGGAAGGGGAAUGGCCAUGGCAGGCCAGCCUGCAAGUUCGGGGACGUCACAUUUGCGGGGGGACACUCAUUGCUGACCGCUGGGUGGUCUCAGCUGCACACUGCUUCCAGGAUGAAAGAUUGGCCUCCGCCUCCAUCUGGACCGUUUACUUGGGCAAAUAUUUGCAGAAUGCCACCAGCCACACAGAGGUAUCCUUCAAGGUGAUCCACCUCUUCCUCCACCCUUAUUAUGAGGAGGACAGCCAUGAUUAUGAUGUGGCCUUGCUCCAGCUGGACCAUCCUGUGAUCAUCUCGCCUGUAAUCCAGCCCAUCUGCUUGCCUGCCCCUUCUCACUUCUUUGAGCCUGGCCUUCAUUGCUGGAUCACUGGCUGGGGAGCCCUCAAGGAAGGCGGGCACAUCAGCAAUGUUCUGCAGAAGGUGGAUGUGCAGCUCAUCCAGCAGGACAUCUGCAGCGAGGCCUACCACUACAAGAUUUCUCCCAGGAUGCUGUGUGCUGGGUACCAGAAGGGCAAGAAAGAUGCCUGCCAGGGUGAUUCUGGAGGUCCACUGGCCUGCAAGGAGCCCAGUGGCAGGUGGUUUCUGGCUGGUUUGGUCAGCUGGGGAAUGGGAUGUGCACGUCCAAAUCACUAUGGAGUAUACACCAGGAUCACUCAAAUGCUGAGCUGGAUGAACCAAACCAUGAGCUGA